UCAUGCUUGCAUGCCGAGGUCCAGAGUGUGUCAUGGGUCCCUGUACGGCCUCCCAUUGCUGCUGUCUCCCUCGGCCACCACUCUGUGCCAUGUGCCACUUUCAGGUCCUCCUCACACUGCUGGUGGGAUCCAUAUGUCAUAGAGGUGCUGUAUAUGGCUCCCCAUUGCUGCUGUCCCAGUCCCGUAAUCAGGCCCAUGGGCCGCCCGUACCGACUCCCUCAUGCUGCUGCCAGGUCCAGAGUGUGUCAUGGGUCCCUGUACGGCCUCCCAUUGCUGCUGUCUCCAUCGCCACACUCUGCCGAUGUGCCACUUUCAGGUCUCCUCACACUGCUGGUGGGUUCCAUUUUUUG
Messenger RNA from Staurois parvus, 350 nucleotides. Lineage: Eukaryota; Metazoa; Chordata; Amphibia; Anura; Ranidae. The record is from the annotation of a GenBank genome assembly.